AAAGCGAUGCCCAGAAAGAGGAGCUCACCUACUUUAAUGAAGAGGGGAGGAUACUGGAGGCAUACAGCCAGUCUGCUAGUGUCUCUGGUAAUAAUGCUUCAGUGCUGAAAGUCAUCUAUCAGAAACCUCUUAAGGCUAUGUGAGACCAACCAUGGGAGACUGGAACUUGUUGGGGAGCAUCUUGGAGGAAGUCCACAUCCAUUCCACCAUUGUGGGUAAAAUCUGGCUGACCAUCCUUUUCAUCUUCCGCAUGUUGGUCCUGGGAGUGGCUGCUGAGGACGUCUGGGAUGACGAACAGAGUGAGUUUGUGUGCAACACUGAACAACCUGGGUGCAAGAACGUCUGCUAUGACCAAGCUUUCCCAAUCUCCCUGAUCAGGUACUGGGUCCUGCAGAUCAUCUUCGUCUCCUCACCUUCCUUGGUGUACAUGGGCCAUGCCCUGUACCGACUGCGUGCUCUGGAGAAGGAGAGGCACAAAAAGAAAGCCCAGCUCAAGGGUGAACUGGAGGUAAUGGAAGGCAUCGUGGAUGAACACAAAAGAAUCGAGAAGGAGCUGAGGAAACUGGAGGAGCAGAAGAAAGUGAGGAAGGCCCCUCUGAGAGGCUCCUUACUGCGCACAUAUGUAUUUCAUAUCUUGACCAGGUCAGUGGUGGAAGUAGGCUUUAUAGUGGGUCAGUAUGUUCUCUAUGGAAUUGGAUUGGCCCCGUUGUACAAGUGUGAAAGAGACCCUUGCCCCAACAUUGUGGACUGUUUUGUCUCAAGGCCAACUGAAAAAAGCAUCUUCAUGAUCUUCAUGCUGGUCAUUGCGGGGGCGUCCCUGUUCUUGAACAUCUUGGAGAUCUUCCACUUGGGAGUCAAGAAGAUCAAGCAGAGCAUCUAUGGAAGCAAGCAUGGCAGAGACGACGAGAGCAUUUGCAGGUCAAAGAAAAACUCCAUGGUGCAGCAGAUAUGCAUCCUCACCAACUCCUCACCCCAAAAACUGAUACAUGUGACCCAGCCAUCCUACACUUUGGUGCCUGAUGGGCAGGUAGAACCUUUGCCCCUCUACCCACCCCUCACUACUGCUGGUGGCCCUCGGCCUGCCCUGGAGGCUCCAAACAGUGAUGCUGCACCUGUUGUACCUGAGCACCAGUCCAGGCAACUGCAUCUCCCCAGCCAACCUGAGAUCCAAGCACUGCGGCAGCUGGGGGCCACAGAGCGUCGCGAUACCCUGGAAGACCGCACCCAUUCCUGCAGCAGUGAAGAGUCUGGACCAAAGAGCUCUGGUCCUUCAAAAAACCUUGGGCAGCAACCUCGAGCGUCCCUACGAGCCAGCAACAUCGAGAUCCCGGCAGCCCUCCGGAACGCCAUGCGCAAGCAGAGCCGGGUUAGUAUGUGCAAGGAUGUGAGUGAGGAGAGCGACUCGCCAGACAGUGACCACUACCCCACAGCCAGAAAAGCAAGCUUCAUGUCCCGAGGGCUGUCAGAGAGCAGGCUGGCCAGUCUACCAGACAGUCCAGAGUCCAAGAGUGGCUCAGAGUUGGAAGCCAAGGCUCAAGGGGAAAGCCCUGCCAUGACCCCACCACCUGCUGCUGGUCGACGAAUGUCAGUGAGCAAGAUUCUGGAACUGUCUUCCAUCAUGAAAAAGUGAGCUCAUGAAGAUCUGAUGGAGUAUCAACUAUUGUGCCAAGCAGAGUGCCACAAUUGGGCCAUCACUUUGAGUUUCCUUGGCUUCAGUAACUUCAUACCACACAAUUACUGGCUCUCUUCUGUUCUGCAUGAACAGCUUGUAUGUGUUCAGUCCACCAUAUAUAGAGCUACUCUAACUGAAAUGCACUUUGGUCCUAACACAUUUUUCUCUCUUUAAGACGACAUUGACUGGCAGAAGUGAAAUUUUUGCACAUGGGAAUUUUGUUCGAAGAGUUAUCAUUGGAUAUCUAUUGUGUUUAAAGAAAUACACUAAAGCUUUAUUUUGACAGGGGUUUUAAAGGUGAAGUAAGUGUAAACAUUCAGAAUAUUUGAUUCACAAUAAUUCUAAGUGUAUGUGGGCUGUGUGCCAGCGUUAUUGCUCGGGGAUAACUCUGAAUCUGAAGGGCUUUAAUGUUCAACGUCUUUGUAAAUCUAACGAAAAUAUCCUUCAAUAUGUCUUAGCCUACAGUAGCUUUAUUAACCCUGGUGUAGAAUAAAAUGCUUUUUGUACUUAA
Molecule: messenger RNA, 2183 nt
Organism: Pygocentrus nattereri (red-bellied piranha)
Lineage: Eukaryota; Metazoa; Chordata; Actinopteri; Characiformes; Serrasalmidae
Gene: gja10b
Product: gap junction protein alpha 10 b
Exons: 3
Coding region: 152-1630 (492 amino acids)
Biological process (GO): cell communication
Cellular component (GO): connexin complex
Source: RefSeq, a predicted model, not a curated record